AUGUCCAACCCCCCACCCGUCCGACGUCGCACAUCACUACCCUCCCAAUCCUCCAAAAGCGUCGUAGCAUCCAUCGACUCACCUGCCAGCCGCACCGCCGUCUUCAUCAAGCACGGCAAAUACGUUCUCGUGGGAGGCUUGGGAUGUUGGUAUCUGGAUUACCCAGAUGUGGUGAAGAGGACAUUAGAGGCGAGACAUGGGUGGAUCAGACGGGUGUUGAUUACUGGCUUGGGACUGCAUAUUGCGACUAUAUUCAUAUUCCUCUACCUCGUCCUCUUUCUGCCUUGGGUCCGCGGAUUCACCCCCAACUAUCCCAAAUGGCAAGAAUCAGCUCGCCUCCGUAUAAUAGUGCCUCUCUUGACAGCCUCGAUCAUCGGUGGUUGGACAUGCCUCGUCAUUUCUCUGUCCCAAGCUGGCAAGACGACUACAUUGCAAAGUGUCCUGGAUGCGUUCAAGGCAGUGGGAAAUGCCUCAUUAGAGCAAAUGGAGGGCCGAGAGGGGAUGGGGAUCUUUAGUAGUAUGGCUGGAGCGACAGCCUUGUUUACUCUCACCCUGGGCAUACUUGGUAUGAUUCCAGCACCAUCCAGUGCUAUGAAGAAGCGGGAGUAG
This is a messenger RNA of Cryptococcus wingfieldii CBS 7118, 609 nucleotides long. RefSeq lists its product as hypothetical. NCBI's taxonomy places the organism in Eukaryota, Fungi, Basidiomycota, Tremellomycetes, Tremellales, Cryptococcaceae. The record is from RefSeq and is a predicted model, not a curated record. Bases 1 to 609 code for a protein of 202 amino acids. The transcript has 5 exons.